AUGACCAGACCAGUCGUUCGGCUCAGACGAGCUGUCUGGUCUCACACUCAAAGCACAAGACCAGGAAGUAUCUCUCGACAGGGCAGGAGGUUUCAGUCGACCACCGCCGAACUUGGUCAAACCAAAGACCUCCCACUCACCGGUCUCAAAGUCCUGGACCUAUCCCGCGUCCUUGCGGGACCCUUCUGCACACAGAUCCUCGCCGACUAUGGCGCCGAAGUGAUCAAAGUCGAACAACCCGGCAUCGGCGACGAGACUCGACAAUGGCGCACGUCCGGCGAAGCCCAGAAGUGGCGUCCCGAGCACAAGUAUAUGUCCCUAUAUUUCGCGGCAGUCAACAGGAACAAGCGCUCUGUGACCAUCAAUCUGAAGGAACCAAAGGGCGUGGAGAUUGUCAAAGCUCUCGCCCGACGGAGUGAUGUGGUCGUGAACAACUUCAUCCCGGGCAAAAUGGAGCAGUUGGGCUUGAGUUACGAGGACCUGAGAAAGGAGAACAAAGGUAUCAUCUAUGCGAGUUGUAGCGGGUACGGAGCGAGUGGCCCAAGUCGAGAUCGGGCGGGAUACGAUGCAAUCGCUCUCGGGGAGGCCGGGUUGUUGCAUAUCACGGGUGAUGAGAAAGGCGGACCCACGAAGCCGGGUGUUGCGAUGGCCGACCUGUGUACAGGGUUAUACACCCACGGCGCGAUCUUGGCGGCUCUGAAUCAAAGGCAUAACACAGGGUUAGGAUGUAAGAUCGAGGGCAGUCUGUUUGAGAGCAGUCUGAGUUUGUUGAUCAAUGUUGGACUUGCCGCGCUGAACCUCGAUCGCGACAAAGGGCCGGCAAAGAGGAGGAGGGGAAAGAGAUUUGGACUGGGCCAUCCAAAUCUGGUGCCGUAUGGGGCAUUCAAGACAAAGGAUGGGAUGCUAUUCGUUGCGGCCAACAAUAACAGGCAAUGGAAUGGGUUCUGCCAGCGGAUGGGCAUUGAAGGACUGGGCGAUGACAAAAGGUUCAGCACGAAUGACGGGCGUGUCGAGCACCGGGAGGAGAUCAACUCUAUCUUGCAGAAAAAGUUUGCCGAAAAGACCCAGAAUGAAUGGCUGACUGUAUUCGCGGGCAGCGGUCUGCCAUACGGCUCGAUCAAUGAUGUGGUUGAUGCACUCGAACAUCCACAGGCGGAAGCCCGGAACAUGGUCAUCGACGUCGAGCAAUUUGAAGCAGCCAAAGAUGGAAUGCUGAAAUUGAUCGGACCGGCAAUGAAAUUCGAGGGCGUUCCAAUGAAUGUCAGAUUAAAACCGCCGUUAUUGGGACAGCACACUGAGGAAGUGUUGGGGGGCCUCGGGUACCUAGCUCCUGAGAUCGAUGAGCUGAGGAAAUCGGGAGUCGUAUGA
Messenger RNA from Exophiala xenobiotica, 1368 nucleotides. RefSeq lists its product as uncharacterized. Gene Ontology annotation, molecular function: catalytic activity. The record is from RefSeq and is a predicted model, not a curated record. Lineage: Eukaryota; Fungi; Ascomycota; Eurotiomycetes; Chaetothyriales; Herpotrichiellaceae. The transcript has a single exon. Bases 1 to 1368 code for a protein of 455 amino acids.